CGAAGCUAUCGUGGUCCUCGUUGGUUGUAGCGAUUCGGUAGUCUCAUAGCAAACCUAUCCUACCAAAGGACGGACAUGGCCAGCAUCUCCCACUUGCGGGUCAUUGCUCGGCCCUUACUAGUCAUUUCCACCUUCACUUUGGCUUUGAUAGUUUGGUUAAACUUAAAUGUAAGCAAUGUUACCAAUUCUAUUUUCGACUACGGUAAUCCAUCAAAAAUUCAGCUGACUUUAACUGAUUCAGCAAGCCUUCUUGAGCCAAUAUCGCAAAAAACGCGUGGUAAUAAACAAGAUCAAAAUCUAAGUGAAGUGGCCGUGAAUGAAUCCUCCCAGCCGUCAGUUGCUCAUCAGUCGCCUAGUGUUACGCAACUAUGUCCUCUUAUUUCCCCUGAAUUAGUUGGCUGGACGAACAUUUCCCUGGAGAAGAUAAACACCAUUCGAAACGAGGCUGAAAUGGAAUUGAUAGAAGCUGGACUCGAAGCUGGUGGAAGAUAUCAACCAAAAGAUUGCCAAUCACGACAUAAAGUCGCUAUCGUCGUGCCGUACCGAGACAGGAAAGAUCAUCUGACUGUUUUCUUACGUUACCUGCAUCCUUUCUUGCAGCGACAGCAACUCAACUAUGUCAUUAUCGUUGUUGAGCAAUCCAACAGUUCGUCGUUCAACAGAGGAAUGUUAAUGAAUAUCGGUUUUAAUGAAGCUCAGUUGCAAGAAGAAUUUCACUGUUUCAUCUUUCACGAUGUCGAUUUCCUACCGGAGGAUGACGGUAAUCCCUACACCUGUCCGCAAGAAGGAAAACCCAGGCAAAUGUCAUUCUCCAUAGAUUACUGGGACAAUUACAAACCGACACCUGCCAGCCAUUUCGGAGGAGUUACUGCUUUUUCUACAAAUGAUUUCCGAAAAAUCAAUGGCUUUUCCAAUUCUUUUUGGGGCUGGGGUGGCGAAGAUGAUCAGUUAUAUCAACGUGUACGGUUCAAUAAGCUAAUCGUGACUAGAGCUUACGAGGACCAGCCAUCGCUUGUCCGUCUCGUUCGAUACAAAACAUUGUCGCACAAAAAAGCUGAGCCUAAUCCAGAGCGGAAAUUAGUGCUGAAGGAAGGCUCGGUGCGAUUUCAAACAGACGGUCUAAACGAUCUUCGAUACAAUAGACUCAGUUUUGAAUUGAAACCCCUUUAUACUCACAUUAUUGUUGAUAUUCAACCGUAUGGUGGCCGUAAUAUGUCAAGCGUAUUGUAACUUGUAAGAAUCCCUGUAAAUCUUAAAAUUCGCUGUUUCAUUUGAAUGUUAUGGAAAUAUAAGCCGGUGAUUGUGUUCCUGAA
Messenger RNA from Daphnia magna, 1313 nucleotides. Its product is annotated as beta-1,4-N-acetylgalactosaminyltransferase bre-4. The coding region runs from base 76 to 1230 and encodes 384 amino acids. Lineage: Eukaryota; Metazoa; Arthropoda; Branchiopoda; Diplostraca; Daphniidae. Gene Ontology annotation, molecular function: N-acetyl-beta-glucosaminyl-derivative 4-beta-N-acetylgalactosaminyltransferase activity. The transcript is spliced from 4 exons. The record is from RefSeq and is a predicted model, not a curated record. Gene Ontology annotation, biological process: glycosphingolipid biosynthetic process; carbohydrate metabolic process.